Molecule: messenger RNA, 240 nt
Organism: Paracoccidioides brasiliensis Pb18
Exons: 2
Coding region: 1-240 (79 amino acids)
Source: RefSeq, a predicted model, not a curated record
AUGGCAACCCAAACGCAGACCAGUUCCGGCACGGGAUCAAAUUCAUCUCUGCUCUCUUCAUCCACUUCUUCGAAAAUGGAUGACACUGAGUAUGUCUCCUUCAGCCCCAACUUUGCCUACUAUGAGCCUCGAUCGGCGAGUGCCAAAUGCCAUGAAUGGAAGCGGGUCCCCAUGCAAUACGACCAUGAAAUUUACCUCCAACUCACAGCGGGCGAGGACGGUCUAUCUCGAGGUACGUGA